CAUUUACUCUUUAGACUCUUACCUUACUGGACAACUGCAACAGUGGACACCUACGAAUAUGACAGCCCACUCGUGACGAUCAAACAAGGACUAGGAAAGAUUACAAAAGGGACGUAUAAAAUUAUCCACACUAUCGACUUGGACGACUACGAAAAAAUUACCAACGACGUUAGACUUACUAUAUACCAAGAAAUUAGUAAAACAAAUAUUUUAUUUCCACAACUAAAACAUCAACUUUCCGAGAUAGACAGCUUAUUAAGCCAACUGCGAACAAAAAAUUCAACCAUUCAAAAGAGAUCAAUCAAUUGGAUAGGAUCUGCUUGGAAAUGGUUAGCAGGAAAUCCCGAUGCCACUGACUGGGACCAAAUACUUUCCACAACACAUAAACUGACUGAAAACAGUAACGUACAGUACACCACAAACCAAUACCUUAUCAAGACAAAUAAUAAAAUAUUAGAUAGUCAUAACAUGAUUGUGGAUGAAAUAAGUAAGAAUAAUAAGGAAUUAUUCGCACAAACAUUAUAUAAUAGAUUAGGUAUCGUAAAAGACGAAAUUACUAAAAUUAUAAUGGCAACCCAAUUAGCAAAACAAGGAAUCGUUCAUUCUCAAAUUCUAAAUAAAGAAGAUAUCGCAAAUAUUCUCUCUCAAACUGAGACACUACCUUUUAAAAAUGAACUGCAAGCACUCAAAUAUGCAGAACCUUCUAUGAUUAUUAAAGACUCACUUCUUUUAUAUGUAAUUUCACUACCAAAAACCGAAGAUACCCUUUACAAUAAUAUUAUCAUACGAUCGACUGUAAAACACCUUAAACGAGUAUACUUAGAAUUCACCAAUCUUUUCAUAUCCCAAAACGACAAAUAUGGCAUACUUGGAAAUUGCAUUGAAAUAGAUGAUACUACUAUAUGCAAGAGAAACCAACUUAAAAAACUAAACAAAUCCCAUUGCAUUUCACAAAUCCUUAGCGGAGAAAAAGCGCUUUGCGAUUACCAAUAUGUAAACCAAGCUAUAAUUGAAUUAAUUAGUGAAGGAACAAUAUUUCUCUCAAAUUUUAUUGGAAAUAUUACUUAUAAUAAUACUUCUUUUAAACUAAAUGGUACUUUUCUCAUAAACUUCUUUAACGAAACUAUAACUUUGAAUAACGUUAGUUAUACAAACUGGCAAACAAGUUCCUACCAAAUCUUACCCGCAAUACUUCAGAAUAACCUAACGGAAAAUGAAAUUAAAUUGGACUUAAACUACUUACAUAAACUACAUUUAAAUAAUGUAAAUGAACUAGAACGGAUAACAUCAAAAAACAUUAUUUCAAUUAGCUCAAGCUUCUUAGCAAUUCUUGUUGCAGUAACACUAUCAUUAGUUUUAUAUAUCAUACUCAAACCAAAAACCAGAAAUUCAUUUCUUAUCCCACCAAUAAUAGAUUACCCACAGCUUUCAGUAGCCAAUAAUUCUUAA
Molecule: messenger RNA, 1449 nt
Organism: Bactrocera dorsalis (oriental fruit fly)
Lineage: Eukaryota; Metazoa; Arthropoda; Insecta; Diptera; Tephritidae
Exons: 1
Source: RefSeq, a predicted model, not a curated record